Molecule: messenger RNA, 10425 nt
Organism: Gallus gallus (chicken)
Lineage: Eukaryota; Metazoa; Chordata; Aves; Galliformes; Phasianidae
Gene: PTPN3
Product: protein tyrosine phosphatase, non-receptor type 3
Exons: 27
Coding region: 39-2972 (977 amino acids)
Biological process (GO): protein dephosphorylation
Cellular component (GO): cytoplasmic side of plasma membrane; cytoplasm; cytoskeleton
Molecular function (GO): protein tyrosine phosphatase activity; cytoskeletal protein binding
Source: RefSeq, a predicted model, not a curated record
ACAGAAGCCAAGAGUGCUGGAGAAGAUCAGAAGCUCGCAUGAGCGAGCUGAGCUUUCCAAAAUAUUUUCUCAAAACACUAUUCAGAAGACCCCUGAACUCUCUGGCAGGCAGCACCAUGGUGGAGCAAGAGAUCCUGCUGUCGUGUGCUUAUCCUCAAGAAAAGUGUUAUUCAGCAAUAGUUAUGAACUCCCGUUUACGAGCCUUAGGUGGGAGGAUAAAUAACAUACGAGCAUCAGAACUACCAAAAGAGAAAACCCGAUCAGAGAUAACCUGUAACGUUCACUUUUUGGAUGGCUCAAUACAAAGCUUCAAAGUCAAUAAACAAGACACUGGUCAGAUUUUGUUGGAUAUGACCUAUAGUCAGUUGGGUGUGACAGAAAAGGAAUAUUUUGGUUUACAGCAAAAUGAAACUUCAGUAGAUUCACCUUUUUUCAUUUCACAGCGAUGGCUUGAACCAAACAAACCUAUUAGGAAGCAGUUAAAAGGAGGUUUUCCCUGUACCCUUCGUUUUCGUGUAAGAUUUUUCAUACCUGAUCCUAACACACUUCAGCAGGAACAAACCAGGCACUUAUUCUUCUUGCAACUGAAGACUGACAUUGUGGAAGGAAGGUUGUCAUGCCCUAUUAAUUCUGCUGUUGUGCUGGCAUCAUACGCAGUACAAUCACAACUUGGAGACUAUGAUGCUUCAAUACAUCAUUCAGGAUAUCUGUCCAAUUACAACUUUAUACCAGAACAGAACAAAGAUUUUCUUACCAAAGUAGAAGCACUACAUGAACAACACAGUGGCCUCAAGCAAUCUGAAGCGGAGUCCUGCUACAUAAAUAUAGCACGGACGCUUGAUUUCUAUGGAGUGGAAUUGCACAGUGGUAGAGAUCUCCAUAAUCUAGAUCUCAUGAUUGGUAUUGCAUCCAGUGGAAUUGCUGUGUAUAGAAAACUCAUCUGCACAAGCUUCUAUCCCUGGGUGAACAUAUUAAAAAUUUCCUUUAAAAGGAAGAAGUUUUUUAUACAACAACGGCAAAAGCAUAAUGAAUCCAGAGAGCAUAUUGUUGCCUUCAACAUGUUAAAUUAUAGAGCAUGCAAAAAUCUGUGGAAGUCUUGUGUAGAGCAUCACACGUUUUUUCAGGCGAAGAAGUCACUACCUCAUGAAAAAAAAAUAUUGUCACAUUAUUGGACCCUAGGUUCUAGAAAUCCAGCCAAGUCUGUAAACAGCCAGUACUGCAGAAAAGUCAUAGGUGGGAUGGUUUGGAACCCAUCCAUGAGGAGAUCUUUAUCUGUUGAGCAUUUAGAGACCAAAAGCCUUCCUUCUCGAUCACCUCCUGUUACCCCUAAUUGGCGGAGUCCUAGACUACGUCAUGAAAUUCGUAAAGCGCGACAUUCAUCUGUAGAUAACCUUACAAAUGAGAUUUCUUAUAUUACUGAGACUGAAGAUGUUUUUUAUACAUAUAAGGGCUCUCCAACAUCCAAAGACAGCGAUUCAGAGUUCUCUCAGAACCAUAGUCCGCAGAGGAGGCCAUCUGAACAAGAAUCACCAAAGAAUGUAUUGGGAAAUAGUCCGACGCGGAAUUCUCUGACCCAUACCUCACCUAAAGCGUUGACUCAGUCUCCCAACGGAGUUGGUAACAUUUCUGACUCUUACCCUCUGGAAGGGGUAGAUAAACACUUCCUGGAAACAUAUGACAAUGUUACAAAAAGUAGCUCAACAGAUGAUUCCAGUCAGUACUACUGUGAUAAGAAUGAAGUAAUUGAGGGAGAUUUACUUUUGGUGCGUAUCACACCAGAUGAAGAUGGAAAGUUUGGAUUUAAUCUAAAGGGUGGUAUAGAUCAAAAAAUGCCCUUAGUGGUAUCAAGAAUAACUCCAGGAUCACCUGCUGAUAAAUGCAGUCCAAAACUGAAUGAAGGCGAUCAGAUAGUAUUAAUUAAUGGCAGAGAUAUCUCAGAGCACACACAUGACCAGGUGGUCAUGUUUAUAAAAGCCAGCAGAGAAUCUCACACGAGAGAGCUUGCACUUUUGGUCAGGAGGAAAGUUGUUAAACAGUUUGUGGAGCCUAGAUCAGAAGAUGAAGUUGAUUCCCAGAAUCUCCCAGAAGCUCUUCUUUGUUCUGAAUAUGCUGAUACUCUGGAUGAGUCUAUGGAACAGCUAAGGAAAGGGCUGGAAAGUGGGACAGUGAUUCAUCAGUUUGAGCAACUCUAUAGAAAGAAACCGGGAUUGGCUGUUACAUGUGCAAAAGUACCUCAGAAUAUGGACAAGAAUCGAUACAAAGAUGUUCUGCCUUAUGAUGCCACGAGGAUAAUAUUGCAGGGAGAUGAAGAUUACAUUAAUGCAAAUUAUGUGAAUAUGGAAAUUCCUUCUGUGGGCAUUGUGAAUAGGUACAUUGCUACUCAAGGGCCUCUUCCUCACACAUGUGCACACUUUUGGCAAGUUGUCUGGGAUCACAAGUUGUCGCUGAUUAUUAUGUUAACAACACUCACUGAACGUGGGCGGACAAAAUGUCAUCAGUAUUGGCCUGAUCCACCAGAUGUAAUGGAAUAUGGCGGCUUUCGUGUCAGAUGCCACUCAGAAGAUUGUACGAUUGCAUACGUUGUUAGAGAAAUGGUGAUUACAAAUGUUGAGACAGAACAGCAACACACCGUCACCCAUCUUCAGUAUGUUGCUUGGCCUGAUCAUGGUGUUCCUGAUGACUCCAUGGACUUCCUGGAGUUUGUGACCUGCAUGAGGCCAAAGAGAAUAGAGAAUGAGCCAGUUCUCGUUCACUGCAGUGCUGGAAUUGGUCGCACUGGUGUAUUGGUCACUAUGGAAACAGCCAUGUGCUUAAUUGAAAGAAACCAACCUGUUUAUCCACUGGAUAUUGUAAGAAAAAUGCGAGACCAGCGAGCUAUGAUGGUUCAAACAUCAAGUCAAUACAAGUUUGUUUGUGAAGCUAUUCUUCGUGUUUACAAAGAAGGAUUGAUUCGACCACUGGCUUCUAGUUAGCACAGCAGUGAAGGAUGCAUUUUUUUGCCCUAAAAAGACUGCUUUUUACGUAAAGCAGGGGCUUAUUUCUCAAAGCAACUAGAAUGGACUAGAAGCCUAUGAGAAGACAGAUGAGCACAUUUGAACUGUGGCACUUUAAAUUUCUCAAGAAGAUUACUAAAUCAUGUACAGUAUAAAGAAAUCAUGUAGAUAAAUAUGAGAGCAAUUGUGUGUAAAUGCUUUACUUAGGCACCAUAAGCAAUCAUGGAAACCUCAAUGCAUAUCUUUCACUGCCUUAAACAUCCUUCACUUUGGAAGUUACAGAGAUCCUUGUGUUUCUUUUGAAAAUAUGAAAGGAAAACUAAUAGGACUGAAAUGACUCAGUUUAAGAAGGUAUUUAAUAUCUUUGUAUUGUAUGAAAGUUCAUGGAAAGUGAAUAUUUGUAACUUUCUUACUGGGACACUAAAUAUUUGUAGGAAUGUAACCUUGACUUCUCAAUGGCUGAUGAAAAGCUUUAAAGCCUAAUGCAUAACUACUGUACAUUAAGAAUAGGAGAAAUUAAGUAUUCACUUUCCAUAAGUCUAAUAGUAUGCCAGCUGUUAUAAUACUGUAUCACUGUAUGUGAUGUGCAAAAUGAUACUGCAUUUAUACAUUUAAACAGAUGGUACAGACUACAUCUUCUGUUGAUCAGUUUUACUUCCAAUUUGCCCUUUCAACAGUGACCUACUUCUUAGUGUUAGCUGUUGUAUUUCUUUUCUUCUCUUUCUACUGUCCUCCAAGACGGUUAUUUUUCACUGCUAUUUCUGUAUGUGGACUGAAAACAUGCUAAUCUAAGAUGAGGUCUAAAUCUCUUUCACCUUUGUUUCCAUGUGUAUUAUGAGUUCUCAGAUGUAAAUGUGGAUUAACAUUGCACACAAGUACUAGACGUUUGACUUGUAAAUGCAAAGUAGUCUAAUCCAAUACUGGAAGAAAAAAUUACUACUGAACCCAUCAAAUAUGUUGCUGCUAAUUCAAGGUGUGAAGCUUACAAGGACACAGGUGUUGCUAGUGUUCAGAUGGUGAUAAAAUGUUGACUUGCUGCCCUUCAGCAAAUAUUGUGCGUUUAUCCAGUCAAACACAACUCUGUUGCAAGAGUUCUGUGGAUUUAUUGUGUUUCUUGCUUUAUGGAAAUGCAGCAAAAUUCAUGUGAAGAUUGACAUAGAAAGAGAGAAUGAAUUUGUACAUUGUUAAAUGAUUCACCCUUAAGGUACACUGGUCUCCAUUUCAUUUCAAAUGGGAGAAUCGGACUUUCUGAACAAUAUAACCACAUUUGUAUGAUGUUAAUUUAUUUUGCGUGUGCUUUAUGAUUACCCUGAGAUAGUUCUUCAUUUUUGAAUACUAUCUUAAAAAAAAAAAAAAAAAAAUAUUCUAAGGGACUGUUUGAAACUGCUAUUUAAAAAAUUAGUCCUAAAUAAGGAAAAACAUUUAAGACAUAUGACAUAUUAAUAUGACAUAUUAAGACAAAUGUUUAUAUGUAUAUAAAAGGAAAAAAUAGAUAAUUUUCUUUUCGAAUAUAUAUAUAUAUAUAUAUAUAUACACACACACACACAUAUACAUCCAGAUAUAUUUUAGAACUAUGGUUUGUAUUAUAGAUAUUGUCAUUUAUUUUUGAAGUUUCAUUAUAGAAACUGACAUAGCUAUGUAAUAUGCAUCUCACAUGUUACUGGAAGGUUGGAUUGGUUUGAUUUUUUUUAUUUUUAUUUUUUUUUCUCCAGGAGAGGGCUGAAAAAUGAAUGUAGUACAUGCUAAAUUGCUAAUCCUUGUCUCCUAUAGACUUAGUCCUUUCUUCCAGGUUACAUUAUUAGUUACAAGUAGAGGAAAGAAGAUUCCUGGUUACUUGGUUAAAAGAGUUUUUUUGGUUGGAACACACAAGGCCAUUGGCAACACAAAAAUCUUCAUGGCUUUGUAGGUUGAAGGGUGAAUAGAUCUGUGUUUAUUCUUAUGUAUUGCAUUCCUGAUUUUAUCAUUACUUAAAAGUUUUUAUAGUGUAUGGGGUUUUUAUCCUCUUGUUUGAUUGGGCAUAGAUUGGAAACCAAAAGAUGGUAAAUCUGGUUAACUCUUUACUCACUAAACUGCAUCAGGUCACUCAAUCUGUCUGUAACUUCAGAUGUAAAAUACUUCUGGACGCACAUUUUGCUUGGGAAGCUUUUUCGAAAAGUACAUGUGGAAAAGUUUGUACAGGUACAAGCUGCCAGCUGCUGUUUGGUAGCAUGUUGAGUGAAAACACCUAGUGACAUGUCUCCACUUGAGUAGUGGUCACUGAAGGGUUUGUGCCUGCUAUUUGACAGAAGCUCUCUUUUGGUGUUAUGUGUGUGCCUUUCUGUUAAAAUAUCUUGCUUUGAAGUUAUGCUGUGCCUAGAUCUCAAAGUCAUUGCUUGCAGUUUGUGUGACUUUGUCAAGAAGUGAAAAAGGCACAAAGGAGAAGAAAAAAAAUAGAAGCAGGAGAAUAAAUAUAAAGUAUUUAGAGCAUCUCUGUGACAUUUGUUUCUUUAAUAGCAGUCCUUGAUUACUAUUUGUGUUCAAGGCUAGUAACCUAUUCCUAUCACUAUUUAUGUUUCUUCAUGUUGAAUCGAUAUUUACCAAAACGUGGUAAAUUUCUUCAGUAUAUAACUCCAGUCUCAAGAUGCCUGGGAUGGGUUUGACUUGCAUUAGUAUGUGUGUUUUUACAUGACCAUCGUCAUACUGUGACGAAUGCUGCUCUUGUUCUGAUAAAGUUAGAUGGCUUCAGUAAUAGCAUUCUUAUGCUAUUAUUUGGAUUUUAAUAACUUGUGUGAAAUUUCUGGCCACUGCUGCUCCUCUUAAAGCUAUAAAAACAAUAAUCUGUGUAAUACUUGAUGUAUUUUUUUGUAAAACCAUAGAGAAAAUAUUAACUACACAGUUAUCUCCUACGUUGUGUCCAUCUUUAUUUCAGUCUUGCUGGGUUUUGCACAUGUACCUGCUGGGUCUUUAUGGGAGCAUGAAGAGGUUUUUGUCUUCUCUCUUUACCACGUUGAUGACUUUGCACUGAAUGAUGUAUGCCUUAGAUUUAAUCUGACAACGAAAGCAUAAUUAUGGAAACAUCUUACUGCUGGCUGCUGUUUCCACAAGAAUUAGGAAAUUAAAAAGGAACAGAGUUGCUUGAUUUUUCUUGUAGGGUUUAAAUCUCCUAACACAACAUGUUUAACUGCCACACAAUUGACGAGUAGCAGAAGGUGCCGUGUAGUCAGGGUUCUGUAUAACCCUCCUAAAUGUUUUAACCUUAUAUUUCACCUCUGCUUGUGUGAGCAUGACAAUAAGCAUUCCAAGUUUCUAACAUUGUGGAGGAUGAAGAAGAAAAACCCUGGAGGUUUUUACCAUUAUGAAAUACAGUGACAAUAUUUCCUCGGAGGGAAGCAGAUUUUUACUAACUGACUUUAUAUUUGAUACAGAAGUAACUAAGAUGCCUAACUUAGAGCAUCUUCCAAAAUAUUACAAGAGAACACUUCUGAGACAGAAGUGGGAGAGACAGAUCUUACUGUGUAUUGGAAAUGAGAAAAAUGGUGCCGUAAACCAUGAAUGCCUUUUGUGCAUUGGGAUAAAAGAAAUAUGAAUCAUUAAAAUACAACCAAACUUUACAUAGCUGUGGUGUUUUGUGCAAAAAAAAAAAAAAAAAAAAAAAAAAGUUUCAUAAUCCAGGGUUUUGCUCUCUAUGACCUUGUCUUUAGGCAUUGGUACGAAGUUGUAAGCACUCACAAUAUACCCAGGAGAUUAGAAAUAUCUUUUAAUGCAGACUUUCAUUUUUAACAGCUGGUUUUCUUUUUUCCCUUCCUUUUCUACUAUGCAAUACUUGGUUAAAUAAAAAAUGUAAAGCACUGUAGCUCUGAAAUGUGUAUGGAACCGUGCACUUACUUUAUUACAAGCAUAAUACUGUUUUACGAUACAAGUUCUUCCUUCUAGAUUGUGUUCUUCUGUUUCAGACUCAAUGCAUAAAUGGUGUACUGAUUGAAAAUGAGGAAAAUAGGCAUAUGUGGUUCAUUUUUGGUAACUAAAAAUUUUAAACAUAGUUAUUUCACUGAUAACAGCUUUAUUGUCGUAUCCUUAAAUGUAGCAUUUAAGAGCAAAUUUAUUUUAUUCACUCACAUGAACUCUUUCCAGAGCUCGCACUGGGAAGUAUUUGUGUUUCAGUUGGUAGGGUGCAAUUAGUCUACUUGGUUAAAAGCAUUUAUGAAUUGAGACUGUAUAGAAGGUAAAGUUGUGUCAUGAAACACUUUGUUCAAAGGCAGUUGAAAGCCAAGUGAAUGAUUAAUUCAUUAUAUAAAACAUAAUGUUUUGAUUAAAUGGAUUCUCUUGCAUUUAAUUUCUGACACUGAUAGUGUUGAGCCAUCUCAGAUGACUGUCUGUUUCAACAAUAGCAUUAUAUUAACAGUUUAAAUAUAGCAAUUUAAUGCAAUGUGGUUUAGUUUUACUGUGCUUUAACAUACUUAAUAUUUCCAUUGUUCAGUAGCUGUACAAGCUUCAAACAAUAGUAUCCACAGUCACUGCAACUUGUCUUAAGGCAAAAAGGAAUUUCUUCUGCUGCAAAGAAAUAACCAGCGCGUGGUUUUGACAGAUCUAUCCAUUUUUCAACUCACCUCUUUCAUAGUAGAGCUCUGAUUCAGUCAUUGGUAAAGGGCACCACUUGAGGGCCAAGAUUAUCAUGGAAAAAGCAAAAUCUGUGGCUGCUGACGCUGUUUGGUUUGGGCUACAGUUAAGAUACCCGUUGCUGUUGACUUCAAAAUAACAAAAGAAAUAAAAAUCAUCACAUUCAUCUUGAGAGGUGACUCUGGAGAUGGGGAGCAGGAUGGGCUUUUUCAGACCUUCCUGAUUUUGUUGCAGAAUACUUAGAUAAGAGUGUUUGACUGUGUGCUCUUUUGAGCUUAGCUGCAGUUUUUGAGUCUUCAGUGAAUUUAUUUGAAAUAUUCAAACUUUUUGUGUGUGUGUGAAACACUUCAGUUUAGUGCUAGUUGCUCAGUUUCCUUUUUCUUGGCUUUCAUGGUGUAAUUUCAUGAGUUGUCAUUGCUCUACCUUAUCGGAUACUUUCAGGUUUCCCACAGCUGUAAAGCAGACUCUGUCAUAGACAGCCCCAAGGACGUUGCUGUUACUUACGAAGUGACAUUACCUGUGCCUGCUGAAGGUGCUGUGCGGCACUGGGACCCACCUGAGCUCAGCUUCUCCCUGAGGCAUUUGAACAAUGCUGUGUAACACUGAUGGAAAUGGUAAACGUAGUUUGAAAGACGAUGUAGGAAAUGUUUUCUUCUACAUUGGUAAUAUGUUUUCAUUAAAAAAAAAAAAGUUUGUAAGGAAGAAAAUGAUUUAAUUGCUACGGUAGGAGUGGAAAGGGUUGGGUUUUGUUUUUUCCCCCGAUGUGGAAUGCUUUUCUAUGUUAAAAAUGCAUCAUUUCUCUUGGAACUGUUUCUUCAGUACAAAAAAAUACCCUGCUGUUUGUGGGAUUUCAUUUUUGUCUUACUGACCCAGAGAAGAAUUAUAAGGUGAAUUUAUUCCUCACUUACUGCUCUGUGUUUUUAAAUAACAUUAAAGGAAACUGAAAUCUUUUUCUUCCAAAAAUGAUUUGGGCUGCUUUCAUUUAGAGUCUUUUUCUGUCAUGUAUGUGGAGCUCGAGUGGGGGUGGGUCACUACUGAGGUUGCCAUGUGUGCUAACAGAAACACACUUUGCUAAAUAAGUUAGAGCUGUUGCCUAACAUUCAGUUACCAACUGAAAUCAGUCUGUUGUCAUCUUACUAUCAGCUUUCCUAAUGACUGACUUCCUAAUAGGAAGUCUUUGUAGCUUGCCCUUCAAGCAUCAGGGCAUCCUCUUGUAUUAAAAUGAAAUUGAUACUUAAAAUUAAAAAAGAAAUCCAGUUUUUUUUCAGUAAAAUGGUAAGCCUAUUUACUAAAAUCCGUACAAAACAAACAUAUUUGAAAGGAAAAAAGGAAAAAAGAAAAAAAGAAAAAAAAUAAAGCUUGAAGGGAGCAUCCUUAUUUCCUGUGACUUCAUUUUAGGCAGACAUAAACCAGACUAGUUCUCAGCUAGCAAGCAAUGUUGCUACUAAAGCAUGGAAAAAUCAGCACUGACCCAACUGCCUGAUUAAUUUUUCAGCUUCCUGUAGAGGGUUGGUUGCUAUCCUGGUUCCCAAAUCUUUGUUGCAGGAUGGAAGGAGGAAGGACUUCUUUUCUCCUUUCUGGGGACACGUGAUAAAAUCUCCACUCAGUAUAUCAGCAACCUGUGUUGACCUUUGUGGUGGUAUGCUGCAUUAUCUAACCUAAGCAGUCUUGUUAUUACAUGUGAUCUUACUGUAAACUUAACAAUAUCGGUCAAGUCUUUUCUCCCUCUGAGGAGGAGAGAAAUCAUAGAACCAUAGAAUCAAAAGGUUGGAAAGGGCCUACAAGAUCAUCUAGUCCAACCAUCCAAAUCAACUCAGCGGUGUUAGUUCUUGGUGGGCUUCAUUUGCCUUAAUUAGGCAGUAGUGUAGUGUGGUAGGUUGAGUUAUUCUUCAUCAGUGCCCGUUUAAUUCAGAUCUUAGCAUACAUGAAAGAAAAUCUGGCAUAAUUUGUUCCCCCAAUUUUUAAUAGAUAUUAAGUUAUUGCAUGUAGAAAUUAGGUGGGGAAUUGGUGCAUGUGCUCAAAUAUAUUUCAAAUCUGGACUUUGCAAACUAAAUGACAAGUAUCAAUGCUUAUAUUCUAGAAACCUCUGUAGGGAGUACUAAACACAAUUUAUGGAGGUUUUCACACUUCAUUGUGUAACCUUAAUGGAGAGAUACUAGAUAAAUAAAGGGACAGUCCUACCAACGCUAGAAAUGGUUGGGCAUUCAUAAUAACAAAUGAGGUAAUGCUUAAAAGUGACCUUCAUUGCAACUGAGAGGGAAACACACUUAAUAGUACCGGAGUAAAUUACAUAACGUUUGAGAAAGCCAAAGCAGUUUUUUUGGAAGUUUUGCAAAAGAUUCCACUGUUAUUGUUGCACAGUUUGUCUUUCUGUGUAUGUUCAGUUAUUGCUUUUGUCAGAGAUGUAGAAAAACCUCGGGAGAUGAUAUCCAUUCAGUGAUAUGUCUGUUUUAUGUAUCGUUUUGGUCGGUGAUGGUUUUAUACCACUCUUUAGUUUCUUCUGAGACCUUAGGUGCCAGUGCAUUGCAGGAAUAAGAGAAUGUAUUUGAUACAUCGGGAGGGUAAGGAAAGAGUUUAUUUUGUGUCCCAAGUUGUGCUUUUCUUUUAAAUCAUUUAGAACGUAAGUUUAUGUUGACGAUACAAAGAUUAAUUUAUUGUUAAAGUUAGAGACACCUGCUGAGAUGAAUGUAUCUUUUUUUUUUUUUCCCUAGAGGAAUUAAGUAUUGAUUAAUGAUUUAAGUAGUUUCCUUGGGAUUUGGAACUGUUUUGGACAAGAAUAUUACAGCCACCAUUUCGUGCUCCUUGGUUAAAUAAAGCAUUGUGAUGGUGAAAUUAA